Molecule: messenger RNA, 314 nt
Organism: Staurois parvus
Lineage: Eukaryota; Metazoa; Chordata; Amphibia; Anura; Ranidae
Source: the annotation of a GenBank genome assembly
UUAUAAACGGCCUCCGCAUUCACUGCCUGUGCGCGCUCCCUGGGAGCGUGCGGCAAUGCGAUCGGGUGCCCUCUGUGUCCUCCGGACACAGUGGAACACUGAUCGCUGUACGGGACCUCUGUGUGAGGUCCCGAUUCAUGUGAUCAUUGAAUGGCCAAUCAGUGAUCACAGGAACAGUAGUAAACAAGAUGUCACUUCCUGACAUCAUUGCUUACUACUUGUGAAAUCUGUGAAUGAUCACAGAGGUCACAUGGUACAAGGCUAUUCACAACAGCCUUGUUCCAUGUGACAAGCUGUGACCAAUCACAGCUCAC